Purpureocillium lilacinum is the source of this 741-nucleotide messenger RNA. RefSeq lists its product as uncharacterized. The record is from RefSeq and is a predicted model, not a curated record. Lineage: Eukaryota; Fungi; Ascomycota; Sordariomycetes; Hypocreales; Ophiocordycipitaceae.
AUGUUGCCCACCGCGAUUCUCGUGUUAGUCACCUCGGCUCUCGCGGCGGCUGCCCCUGUGGCCGACCAGGGGCCCGGCUGCGAAGUCGAUACUGUUCAAGCUCCCGCGUUGCCAAAGACGGGUGGUAGCAAGGAGCUUCCCGAUCCCGACUCCGGCCUCGCGCUCAAGCACAUUGCCCUCGGAUUUGGCAUUCAAAACUACACAUGCACUAAGCCGGGCGUCGCUGCCACCGCGGCGGGUGCCCUGGCCAUGCUCUACGACAUCACGCACCUGUACCCCAAGCAGGGGCCGGACUCGCUCUCUGCGCAAGAUUUCAACAACCUCACGUCCAAGGCGCUCUGGACGCACAAGGUUCCCCUCAACAUGAACCGGCACGAGCCGGGGGCGUCGCGGACGAACCCCUUCACGCGGGACGCGCCGCUGCAUCUCCAGGGCCAGCUAACCCUGCCCUUCCUGGGCCACCACUACUUCGACGCCGCCGGCGUGCCCACGUUCGAUCUCGACGGCGGCAAGAUUCACCUGCCCUGCAGCAAGCUCGCGAGCGUCGACGCGCCGGCGGGAGCCGACAAGGGCCCAGAGGGCACCGGCGCCGUCGGCUGGCUGUACCUAGGCGAGAAGCCCGGGGCCUUUGGCUCGAAGUACGUCUACCGCGUGCUCACGGCCGGAGGCGUCUCCCAUGGCUGCAACCAGGUCGGGACGGACAGCACGAGCUACACGGCUACAUACUGGUUCUACGGGUAA